Molecule: messenger RNA, 4970 nt
Organism: Perca fluviatilis (European perch)
Lineage: Eukaryota; Metazoa; Chordata; Actinopteri; Perciformes; Percidae
Gene: slc9a6a
Product: solute carrier family 9 member A6a
Exons: 16
Coding region: 1-2085 (694 amino acids)
Biological process (GO): proton transmembrane transport; regulation of pH; sodium ion transport
Cellular component (GO): membrane; recycling endosome
Molecular function (GO): sodium:proton antiporter activity
Source: RefSeq, a predicted model, not a curated record
AUGGUGUUUAACGUGACUGUCAACAGUGCCUGGAGGGCAACGAGGACGCUGUGGCUGCUUAUGCUAGUGAGUCUGUCUGUGAGCAUAUGUGUUUGCCGAGCAUCUUCAAUUCAGGAGGAGGACAGUGCCAUGGAGAACAUCGUUACAGAGAAAAAGGUUGAGGAGAGCCACAGGCAAGACAGCGCGGACCUGCUCAUCUUCAUAAUGCUCCUCACCCUCACCAUCCUAACCAUCUGGUUGUUCAAACACCGGCGGUUUAGGUUUCUGCACGAAACUGGACUGGCGAUGAUUUAUGGUGUACUUGUUGGCGUGGUCUUGCGCUAUGGCAUCCAUGUUCCUCGGGACAUUAGCAACGUCACAAUGAGCUGCCACGUCAAUGCCAGCCCCGCCACUCUGCUGCUCAACAUCAGUGGGAAAUUCUACGAGUACACUCUGAAAGGAGAGAUCGGUGCCAACAAGGUGAACGAUGUGCAAGAAGAUAAUGAGAUGCUGCGAAAGGUGACCUUUGACCCUGAAGUGUUCUUCAAUAUUCUCCUUCCACCUAUCAUCUUCCAUGCUGGCUACAGCUUGAAAAGGAGACACUUUUUCCGUAACAUGGGAUCCAUCCUGGCUUAUGCCUUCCUGGGGACAGUUGUUUCCUGUUUUGUUAUUGGGUUGCUGAUGUACGGCUGUGUAUUGCUAAUGAAGCAGGUGGGACAGCUGGGUGGAGACUUCUUCUUUACUGAUUGUCUGUUCUUUGGAGCCAUUGUCUCUGCCACAGAUCCUGUGACGGUCCUGGCCAUCUUCAACGAGCUGCAGGUAGACGUUGAUCUGUACGCUUUGCUGUUUGGAGAGAGUGUGCUCAACGAUGCAGUGGCUGUGAUUCUGUCCUCGUCUAUAGUAGCGUACCAGCCACAGGGGGACAACAGUCACACCUUUGAGGUCAUGGCGUUGCUGAAGUCUUUCGGCAUGUUCCUUGGAGUUUUCAGCGGCUCCUUUGCUCUGGGAGUGGCCACCGGGGUCGUCACUGCGCUCGUGACCAAGUUCACUAAACUGAGGGAUUUCCCGCUGUUGGAGACGGCUCUGUUCUUCCUAAUGUCAUGGAGCACAUUCCUGCUGGCUGAGGCCUGUGGCUUCACAGGUGUGGUGGCGGUACUGUUCUGUGGAAUCACUCAGGCCCACUACACCUUCAACAACCUGUCUCCUGAUUCCCAGGACAGGACUAAACAGUUGUUUGAGCUGUUAAAUUUCCUGGCAGAGAACUUCAUUUUCUCCUACAUGGGUCUGGCCCUGUUCACCUUCCAGAACCAUGUCUUCAAUCCCAUGUUCAUCGUUGGAGCUUUUGUGGCAGUUUUCCUGGGAAGAGCUGCGAACAUCUACCCUCUCUCAUUACUUCUUAAUCUGGGACGACGCAACAAGAUCACAUCCAACUUCCAGCACAUGAUGAUGUUUGCGGGACUGCGAGGCGCAAUGACCUUCGCCCUGUCCAUCAGGGACACUGCGACAUACGCCCGUCAGAUGAUGUUUACCACCACUCUGCUCGUUGUCUUCUUUACUGUUUGGAUUUGUGGAGGUGGCACCACCCAGAUGCUGUCCUGCCAGCACAUACGAGUGGGAGUGGACUCUGAUCAAGAUAACCCUGUGAGUAUCACUGAAGGCUCCGAGAGAAGAAGCACCAAACAAGAAAGUGCCUGGCUUUUCAGAAUUUGGUACAACUUUGACCACAACUACCUGAAGCCCAUCCUGACUCACAGCGGCCCCCCUCUCACAGCCACGCUGCCUCCCUGCUGCGGCCCCCUCGCCCGCUUCCUCACCAGUGCUCAGGCCUAUGAGAAUGAGUGCCAGUUGAAGGAUGACGACUCUGACCUCAUCCUGACAGACGGUGACAUCAACCUGACCUACGGCGACAUCACAGUCAGUACAGAUGCCUCAGGUUCCCACACGAGCGGCGGCCCAGCCUUUGCUGGCGCUGCCACCUCCGAUGACUUGGACAGAGAGUUAACGUACGGAGAUCACGAGCUGGUGAUGAGGGGCACACGCCUGGUGCUGCCCAUGGAUGACUCUGAGCCGCCCUUUACGGACCCCCACUACCGCUUGCGGAUGUGAAGAUAGUCUUUUAACGCAGACCCAGACGUACCGUCCGAUUCAUACCGACCCGAGCCAUCGAGCAAAAGACCAGUACCUGACAUUCCUUCUUUCACUCCUUCACUUUGUUCACUUUUGCUCUCACCUCAUUCUUCUCUCGCUCCCCCCCCUCCCCUCCCCUCCCCGACACACACACACACACACACACACACACACACACACACACACACACACACACACACACACACACACACACACACACACACACACACACACACACACAUUUCCUUACUUCCCCUAGUGGCAAAUCACUGUCUCUACCUCAUUCUCCUCGCUCUACUCGUUUCCACACCUUUCUGGCAUCUGCCAUAAUUGUAAUAUAGUCUUAUUUAUUUACUUUUUUUUUAAUUCAAUUUCACUUAGUUUGGCUUAAAGCUGCGUGUCAGUCACCUUACUGUAGCAUUGCACAGAGGUCGAGCAGCAUGUGUUAGUGUGUAAAUGCAAGUAGCAACGACUAGCUAAUUUGUCGAUGUACAGUAUAUCACUAGAGUACUAUAACUUUGAUUUGCAUGCUGAGGAUGCUUGGUGUUUUCUUCGUAUGGGAGGUUGAGGGCUUUUGUGUUUUGGGUCUGACUUUGAAUGUUGCUGCCUUUUCUCUGCCCAUCAGAGGCAUGCUGACCCAGUGGACAACUUUACUGUACAUUUUUGUUACAAUCAAGUGCCUGGGAAUUGUAAUUUUAAGCCUGGCAACCCAUACUGGAUCAGCUCUUGAAAGCAGAGCCAGUUCAGGAUGGGCAAUCAUGCAGUUGUAGUUUUACUUUGUAAAAAAAGAACAAAAUAUACAAAAACAACUAAACCGACCCCUCUGUCCAUAAGGUAGCAAUAUACUCAGUGGGUGUUUGGGCUGUUAGUUUGUGCUAUUCGCCUGUAAAUAGUGUGUAACAAUGUGAUGUCACUGAUGCAGUGUAACCUGGCAGUGAGAGUUGUGGAUCUCUCCCAAUGACCUUUGACUGUGACAUAGAGAGGGACUUUACACCUUAUUGUAGAAGCUGAUGUCGCUCACGGCAGAAGGAAGGGCUUUUGUUCCAAAAAGGAGAUCCAAGUGAGUUUUAUCAGAAUGAGAUUAGUGCCAUUUUUGUUCUGCAUUUUGACAUUUUGUGAAAACUGAAUGCAGACAACCUUAAAGUGUUUUGUAUUAUUUUUGCAACAGAGCUUAAUUACUUAAAGCUGAGUCACAUUUGUCAUACACAUUUAGCUUUGUGUGUACAGUUUCUAUAACAUUCGUGCAUUAUUGUCGAGACUUUGGAUGAAAUAUUUCGCAUUAAAUGAACCUGAAGAACACACAUAGAUACAUGAAUUUGGCACUAAAGAAGUUUAUUGGUCAGAAUUAAGAGUAUAAUUUUGGCAAAUCAGAGAAUUGAUUAUCUCUCUUAUGAUUUUAUUAGGGCUGCAGACAAUUAUUUUUAUCAUCAAUUAAUCUGACAGCUAUUUUUUGUAGUAUAGAUCAAAUUGAUUAAUCAUUUGAUAUAUACAGUGUAACAUGCACAUCACAAAUAUCUUGUUUUGUCUGAUCAACAGUUGAAAACCCAAAGAUAUUCAAUUAAUAUAAAAUAAAUAAAAAAAAGCAUAUAUUUACAUUUGAGAAGCUGGACACGGUGAAUGUGAGGCAUUUUUGCUUAAAAAAUGACUUAAACGAUUAGUUGAUUAUCAAAAUUGCUUGUCGAUUGAACCAUUAAACCACUAAACCAUUAAUCGACUGAUUAUUGCAGCCCUGGAUUUUAUACAAGGAAGUCCAUAAAAUCAGUGAAUAAGACAGGAAAGGCGACCUGAUGAUUAUUCUAAUCAUUUCAUCUCUGAUAUGAGCAGGAUGUUUGCACUGUGGCAGUUCAACAUUAUGAGAACUGCCAGAAUAGAACAACAGUAGUUGUUGAAAUGCUGGAUGUUUUUCUCUGCUGUACACAACAAUGUUCUUGAGGGUUAAUGGUUUGAUGGUUAAAGAGAAGUAUACUAACAUUAAUUCAGUAUAUACUAGCUUUAAGAUGCAUUAAGUCAUAAAAAAUACUAGUAAAGGGGUACCCAUUGAUGGAUGUGUUACAUUUAAACAUGUAGUCUUAUGUCAGUGUGGGUGCACAAGAAGAACGGAAGAGUUUUGUGAGCUGAGUAUAGCAGCGGGUUUAACAGGAAGCGCUGAUAGGGUCUCACCAUGGCAACGCUGUGUUGAUGAGGACAGAAGCCGGAAAACACUCCGAACACGGUGACUUUGUUGAACACCAUUGUUUUGCGGUUCAUCGUCUUGGUGAACUGAAGAAAAAAAUAAUUAGGUGUAUGCAAAAUGGAUGCAAGAGGAUUAUAAUAUGGUUUCAGAAAAGAGUGAAAGAAAGAGAUGAUAAAAGACAGAAAUGGAAGAUGGGUAGUUAGGCCUGUUUGUGUGUGUUUGUGUGUUGGGGACGAUACAGAGGUGGAAGGAAGUGCAGGCUUUCCACUGUUUAUCUUCUGCUGUGCAGGAACUUCUAAUUGAAAGUGUUUACAUUGUUUUUUCAAUCAGGCAUGCCUCUGGACACCACUAUGUCCAGGAAAUGAUUUAUUCUUUCCACCAUUUUAUGCUUUUCAUUUGUGCUAUUAUUGAUUUUAUUUUGUGAAAGGGAAACGAUGAAGUCAAAAAUAAAAGUUGAAGAAUUUGCACAUAUCCAUUAGGAAUGUUUUAUUUUUGCUGUAAUGUUUUAUCUAGCAGCUGCUUUUAUAUUAUUUCCCUUUAUGUUUUGGAAGGUCAAAGGAAAAAUUAACAUCAGUUUGUUAAUCAUCUUGAAUGAAUGUUCAGUAGAAGUCAAGUUGGUUCAUUGAUAUUUCUUGUAAAUAAUUAUGUCCACAUUGCAGUGGCAGCCGAGAUGAUUAAAAGUCUUUUCUUA